UUCAGAUUUAGUUUGUAAAUCAAUAUGAUGUAUGUAAUAUGGACCGCUAUAGCGGGUAUUGUAGCCGCAAUUCUUCUUUAUAUAGAUUACCUGUUAAAUUCAAUGGAAGAAAUUGAUAGAAUGGAAUUUGAAGCCAAACUUUAUCUCAGACCGUCAAUUGUUCAAUUGCUGAGCAAUUUUAAUAAAAGUGAUAUCAUACGGCCAAAGAAAGUUUACAGGAUGAUCUAUGACAAUGGGUUUGAAUUGCUGCUUCCCAGUCGAGAAUGGGCCGUUGCUGCAAAAGAAGCUUUGACUCUUGACUACAAGAAUGACGAUAUCAUUGUUUCGUCGUUUCCAAAAUCUGGUACAACAUGGAUUCAAGAAAUUACUUGGCUGAUUUGCAACAACGCAGAUACUGUGGAUGCACAGAAAUGCUCACUUCUAAAUCGUUCUCCAUUUUUGGAGAUGGCAUCGCUAAGGAACAACAGUGCUCUCGGGAUACAAGUGUUGAAGAAGUGGCCAAAAAAUAAGCAAAGACUAAUCAAGACGCAUUUGCCAUUUGAAACGUUGCCAGAAGCAUUUCAAACGGGAAAAUGUAAAGUCAUUUAUGUUGCAAGGAAUCCCAAAGAUGUUUGUGUUUCGCUGUAUUAUUUUGGUAUAAUAAACGCAGCUGUCCCUCAUCCUGGAAAUUGGAGCACAUUUUUAGCCUCAUAUUGUUCCGGAGAAAUAAUUUAUGGAAGCUGGUUUUCACACGUGAAGGAAUAUUGGAAAAAAUUUCAAGAAAACAAGAGCUGGAUUUAUUUCACAACCUAUGAAGACUUAACAAAAGAUCUCAAAGGACAAAUUAUUGCAAUCUCAAAAUUUCUGGGAAAGAACUUAACUGACAAGCAAAUCGACGUCAUAGCUGAACAUUGUACGUUUGAAAGCAUGAGUAAAAACAAAAGCACCAACUAUUCGCACUUGACUGAUAGAGGUUCUGGAUUCAAAAAUGCAAAGUUUAUGCGCAAGGGAAAAGUAGGAGAUUGGAAAAAUCAUUUUACUUUGAACGAAAAUGAAGCUUUUGAUAAUUUGUAUGAAGAAAACAUGAAGGACAGUGGAUUGGACUUCAAAUAUGAAUUAUAAUUAUUAUAUUUAAAUAAUCAAUACUGAUUCACAGUAACAUCUGAAUCUUCGAGGGUUAACUUGUCAACUUCUAGCAAAUGAAGCAAACAUACAACACAUACUAAUGUGUCAUGUUAUUCGACAAGUCCUAAUAUAUAUUAAAAAAAAUCAAUAAUUGAUUCUUUAUGUUCUAAUCAGUUAAAAUUUUCUAAAUUACAU
Molecule: messenger RNA, 1299 nt
Organism: Styela clava
Lineage: Eukaryota; Metazoa; Chordata; Ascidiacea; Stolidobranchia; Styelidae
Product: sulfotransferase 1B1-like
Molecular function (GO): sulfotransferase activity
Source: RefSeq, a predicted model, not a curated record